This is a messenger RNA of Penicillium paradoxum, 1212 nucleotides long. RefSeq lists its product as uncharacterized. The coding region runs from base 1 to 1212 and encodes 403 amino acids. The record is from RefSeq and is a predicted model, not a curated record. Lineage: Eukaryota; Fungi; Ascomycota; Eurotiomycetes; Eurotiales; Aspergillaceae. The transcript has 3 exons. Gene Ontology annotation, molecular function: catalytic activity.
AUGGAUGGUAUAUUCCACCCGUGGGACCUGGCUGGAUCGAUCUUGAAUGUUGUUGAGGCUGUCAAACUAUUUGCAGCUGCCGGGACCUUUUUCGUUGUAGGUGUUAUAUUGACUAUUCGACAACCCCGGAGUCCUAAUCGAGCUUUGUGCACUAUGGUACCGCGCAAGGUGUACAAUCUAUGCCAGGGCCCGACAGUGACCUCGGAAUUAGCGUGUGACCCGUCACAAUGUCCACAGAAGGUCUUUCACAAGCUUGUUGAGGGUCAAACCCGUAAGAAAGACAGUGUAGAAGACUUACACGAUGACAAAUUGUCGAAAUGGGAUACAUUAGAUGAGUUACAGAAGGCUCGCGCUUGCGGGCAGUUCGGCUCUACGGAAACCAGUGAUCUUUUCUUAAAAGUAUACCAUGAUGCCUUGUGUUCUCUAGAGAAGAACCCAAAAUCGGGGGUUGUAUCACCCAAGCUGUUGGGGAGCACAGGCGUUGUCCCACUGACAAUUGUCGCACCGUUACCCGAUCUUUGUCGCCAUUUAGCAAAUUGCAUUGCGCGCGCCGAAAGCGAAGUCUUCCUAGGGACCAAUUUCUGGAUUCACUCGGACGCAUCGACAUUAGUGACCAAUGCCAUCCGCGAACUCUCAAAACGAGCCGGGCAGAGGGGGCAGAAAGUAGUCAUGAAGAUGAUCUAUGAUCGAGGAGAUCCCCGUCAAUACAUCGACGGAAAAGUAAAGCUACCUGCAGCGAGCGAGAUCCCCAAUGUCGAUCUCCAGGUUAUCAACUUCCAUCGGCCUGUCUUCGGAACCUUUCAUGCAAAGUUCACCGUUAUUGAUCGACGCAUAGCUCUCAUACAAAGCAGUAAUAUCCAAGACAAUGAUAACCUCGAGAUGCUGGCUCAUAUUGAGGGCCCAAUUGUUGAUUCUUUCUAUGAUGCUGCUUUGCUGUCGUGGGGAAAGCCUCUCAAGCCGCCGUUCUCACUCUUGAACUCUCCGGCGGCGAAUGCUCCGAUACCAUGCCAUGGGGAACAGAGCGAUGGCAUUCCACUAGCUGAUGGAAAUGGAGUCCUUGCCGAGCAUACUACCACGUCUCCAAGUUACGAUGUGGAUCUCAACCACGAAGCCUGGAGAGUUAAUAACCGCAUUCACCCAAAAGGCAAUGAAACACGCACUAAGGCCGUCAGCCGUCAUCUCAGUAUGUACAGCUUCACUUAUUCAGGAUAA